This is a messenger RNA of Tetrapisispora phaffii CBS 4417, 309 nucleotides long. RefSeq lists its product as uncharacterized. The transcript has a single exon. The record is from RefSeq and is a predicted model, not a curated record. Lineage: Eukaryota; Fungi; Ascomycota; Saccharomycetes; Saccharomycetales; Saccharomycetaceae. The coding region runs from base 1 to 309 and encodes 102 amino acids.
AUGUCUGCUCCUUCCUGUCAAUGUGGUCCUGACUGUAAAAACACCUGUUCCGGUGGUGCUUCAUGUUGUUGCAAGAACAACUCUUGCGCUUCUUCGUGUCAAUGUGGUGAUUCAUGUGCUAAGAAUUGUGGUGCUUCAUGCAAAUGUGCUGCUAAGGGCGCUGCUGCUUCAUCCUGCAAAUGUGGUUCAGAGUGCACUAAACUAUGUGGUUCCAACUGCACUUGUGCAACCAAGAAACCAGAAGAUAAAUGCAAAUGUUCUUCAACUUGCGCUGAAAAAUGUGGUUCAUCAUGUAAAUGUGGUGCCUAA